Molecule: messenger RNA, 1047 nt
Organism: Magnusiomyces paraingens
Lineage: Eukaryota; Fungi; Ascomycota; Dipodascomycetes; Dipodascales; Dipodascaceae
Exons: 1
Coding region: 1-1047 (348 amino acids)
Biological process (GO): cytoplasmic translation
Cellular component (GO): cytosol
Molecular function (GO): mRNA binding; metal ion binding
Source: RefSeq, a predicted model, not a curated record
AUGCCUCCUAAAAAUAAUCGCGAGAAGACUGCCGAGACUAAAGCUAGGGCUGCAAAGCGUGUACAGAGCGCUGCCGACAAGACAUUUGGUCUCAAGAACAAAAACAAGUCUAAAAAAGUACAAGAGUACGUGCGCCAAGUGCAAGCACAAACAUCAAGCGAUGCAACAUCAAAGCGUGCUGAAGUAGAUAAAGCGCGACGUUUGCAAGAAAAGAAGGCAGCCGAGGCAGCAAGAAUGGAAGCACAGGCAUUACUUGGUGCAGUGGUGCAACAAAAGGUACCAUUUGGUGUAGACCCCAAAACAGUUUUAUGCGAGGCUUUCAAGGCAGGUCACUGUCCCAAGGGCAACAAGUGUAAGUUUUCACACGAUUUGGAAGUUGCACGUAAAACAGCAAAGCGCGAUCUAUAUACAGACGACCGCAAAGCUGCCAAAGAGGCCGAUACAAUGGACAAGUGGGACGAAAGCAAACUGCGUCAAGUCAUCAUGUCGAAGCACGGCAACCCCCGCACAACCACCGACAUUGUGUGCAAGUAUUUUAUCGACGCUGUGGAAAACUCCAAGUACGGCUGGUUUUGGGUGUGUCCCAAUGGUGAUACAUGUAAAUACCGACAUUCGCUACCAGAGGGCUUUGUACUUAAGACUAAAGAACAGAAGUUGGCUGAGAAGCGAGCAGCCGCCAAUGAGCCCCAAAUCACUCUUGAGGAGUUUAUAGAAACAGAGCGGGCCAAACUGCCCAAGGAACUUACUCCUGUUACUCUUGAGACAUUUUCUGCUUGGAAGAUCAAGCAAGAAGAAAAGAAGAAGAAGCUGCGUGAAGAAGAAGAACUUAAAAAGACCAAGGCAAAGGUUAUUUCUGGUAAACAGCUGCUGCUAUCUGGCAAGUAUAUUGAAGACGAAGACACAUCUGAAGCUUGGAAUAUGGAAGAGCUACGACAGCGUGUUGAAGAUGAGCCAACAGAAGAGAUUCGCAAUCAAGAUUACGAAUAUGAUAAUGAUUCGACAAUCCCAGCCAAAAAUAAUGACAACUCUAAUAGUAACGACCAGUAA